AUGAUCGUUGGAAAUUUCAACCUUCUCCGCUGCCCCACCGACAAAAACACGCCUAAUUUCGACCUCUCCCUCGCUAACGCUUUCAACGACUCCAUCCGCUCGCUGGCUCUUUUUGAGCUGCCCCUGCUUGAUCGUUUGUACACUUGGUCGAACAAACGUGAGACGCCUACCCUCGCCCGCCUCGACCGAGCCCUUUUCAAUCAAGCAUGGAAUUUGGCUCUUCCCAACUCCUCCCUCUCCUCCCUCCCUCGUCCCACCUCCGACCAUUUUCCCCUCCUCGUCACUGCCUCCACUAAAAUUCCCCGGGCGGCAUGCUUUCGGUUCGAGAAUUCUUGGCUGAAAAACCCCCUUUUCCUCCCCUCUACUCUUCCUGCCUGGGACAGUCCUCUGACCAUCAUUGACGCUGCUGGAGAUCUCGCUGCUCGCCUCAAGUCUUUCCGCAACGCUGCCAAGGUCUGGAAAUGCACCCACCACUUCAACCCAAAAUUCCAAAAUAAUUGCUCUUUUGUCAUCGAUUUACUUGAUCUUUUUGAAGAGACUCGGCCUCUUUCGGCGGAGGAGCUUGCUUUGCGUGUGUCGUGCAGGGACACUUUGGAGCGGCUGAUCCUGGAGCGCGCUGCCCAUUGGAAGCAGCGCGGGAAAUUUCGUGCCAUUGUGGAGGGCGACGAAAACACCCGGUUCUUCCAUGCCCGUGCGUCGCAACGGAUGCGUCACAAUUCCAUCCGCUCGCUGGACAUUGACGGAGCGGUCGUCGUCUCCCACGAGGCGAAAGCGGCUGCUCUCCACUCCUUCUACGGCGAGCUCCUCGGCCGCGCCACCGACGCGGUCUGGGACGCCGCUGGCCCAGACGGGUUUGGGCCGUCCUUCUACCGUGCGGCAUGGUCCACGGUCCGUGGCAGCUUGCUGCGUCUCUUCGAAAAUUUCCAUUCCCGCGCGGCGGAGCUGGAGCGGAUCAACCGAUCCCACGUUGUGCUGCUGCCGAAGGCGGCGGGGUGCCUGUCGCCGGGCUCGUUCAGGCCGGUCUCUCUCCAGAACUGCAGCAUCAAGACGCUGUGCAAAGCCCUCACCGUACGGCUGCAGCGCCAGAUCGGGCGGCUCAUCGACGUCGACCAGACUGGCUUUCUCGCCGGUCGGAGCAUCUCUGAGACCUUUGUUUACGCGACGGAGCUUGUGCAAACCUGCUUUUGCCGCCACGCGCCCUGUGUCGUCCUCAAGCUCGACUUCGCCAAAGCUUUCGACUCGAUCAAUUGGGCGAGCCUGCGCAAGGUGAUGCUUGCCCUGGGCUUCCCCAAGCUGUGGUGUGAUUGGAUGGACGACCUCUUCACCUCCUCCCGCUCCGCUGUCCUGCUUAAUGGCAUCCCCGGCAAAUGGAUCAAGCUCAUGCGUUGGCUCCGAGGCUGGUGCAGCGCGACGGUGCGCUCCAGCACCCCCUGCCCCAUCCUCCAAUAUACGGACGACACACUCAUCAUCCUCCGUGCGGACGCGGCCGUGGCUCGUCGUCUUCGGCUGCUGCUCGAACAAUUUGGAGCGGCGACGGGGCUUCGCAUCAACUUUCAGAAAAGCACGCUGGAGCCCAUGCAUGUUCCUCCUCCGCUGCUGGCCGAGAUCCAAGGUGUGCUCCAAUGUCGCGUGGAGGGCUUCCCGCAGACGUACCUUGGCCUGCCUCUCUCCGCCGAGAAACUGCGGCUCGCGGCUUUCUCGCCGCUCAUUGCAAAGGUCGACAAGUAUCUGUCCGGGUGGCGGGUGCUCCUCUUGUCGCCGGGAGGGAGCAUCGUUCUGCUCAACGCCGUGCUGGACGCGCUCCCCACCUUUGCCAUGGGUGCCCUGGAGCUCCCGCCAAGGGUUACUACGGCCCUGGACAGGCUUCGUCGUGCUUUCCUCUGGGCUGCCACGGACCGUGUCACCGGUGCCAAGUGUCUCGUGGCCUGGGAAUCGGUGUGCCGCUCGAAGGAAGAAGGUGGGCUUGGCGUCCGCUCCUUGCCUGUCCAAAAUGCCUGCCUGCUCACCAAGCUGCUCCACCGUCUCCACUGCGCUCUAGAUGAAUCUUGGCUCCGCUGGGUCUGGCGCAGCCUUGAUGGGCUGCCGCUUGAUGAUGCUGCCCGCUCCACUCCGCUCACCGGCACGCACUGGGCGGAUGGCAAACGGACCUCGUUCUGGCGCGACCACUGGCUCCCGCUGGGCACCCUCGAGUCUGCCAUGCCAGAGCUGUUCUCCCACUGUUCGUCCCCGUCCGCGACAGUUCGGCACGUCCUGGAUGCGGGGCUGGACUCGACUCUGGUGGCGCGUCUCUCGGCGACGGCUACCAGACAGCGUGAGACGCUCCUCCCCAUUCUGUCGCGCGUGAGGCUCACUAAUGGAGCCGACUCGCGCUCUCUCCCGCUCUGCGCCCGCGGAGAGCGUCUGAGCACCUCCUCGCUCUAUCGGCUCUGCACCGACGGCGGCGUCCGCGACGUCCACCACCCCUUCGUCUGGUGCAACUCCGCCCCAGCACGGGUCCGUUUCUUCGCCUGGCUGCUGGUCAGAGGGCGAAUCCAGUGUUGUUCAAAUCUGCUACGCAAGGGCAUCCUUGACAAGCACGGCAGCCACUGCCCCAUCUGUGAUGACCCCUUGGAGACACCUGACAACAUCAUGUUUGGGUGCGAGUUCGCCUGCCGUUUUUGGUCUCUGCUGGGCGCCGAUGCUGCCGCUACUCACAAGGUGACGGAGGCGUCAAACUGCCCCCUCCCUCCCUCGGCUCCGGCGGGUUCUGCUACGACGCUGUGGCUGCUCUGCCUCUGGCACCUUUGGAAGCAUCACAACGCAGUUGUUUUCAACGGGCUCGCUCCCUCUCUUUCCCUGGUGCGUAAGAACUGCAGAGACGACGCCGUGCUCUGGCAUGCUCGUCUUCCCAUGGAGCAGCGCGCCGACGUUGACCUCUGGCUCACCUACUUACUCCCUGUUCGGUUCUAG
This is a messenger RNA of Lolium perenne, 2949 nucleotides long. The record is from RefSeq and is a predicted model, not a curated record. Lineage: Eukaryota; Viridiplantae; Streptophyta; Magnoliopsida; Poales; Poaceae.